CAUGUUCUGGACAAGUGUAUAACGAGGAGUGCGGAUAGUGUGAGGUUCAACUUCUACAUCCUUGAUGACACCUACUACUCUGUCCAAGACCGAGACAGAGCUUGUAGCAGAACACUUCAGGGCCAUAAUGGGAAUAAGGAACCAGGGAACAGCUCAAGAGGUAACCUUUCCGCUCGGAUUCCAUACUCUGAAGAUGGAACACUGAAGCAAGAUGCGGUCGAGAAAAUAUCAGAUGUGCAAGAGUGGAGGAGAAGUCGCCCACUUAACGUCAUGGUCGAGUGCCAACGAUUAGAGCUCUUAAAACAUGAUCUGUGUCAGCGACUGAUGAAGGAAACAUGGAACCGUUACGUGGGUUGCUUUUUCAAACUGCUCCUCUUAAUCGAAGCUUUGUAUGUGCUUAUGCUCUCCUUCUACGUCAACCUUGCCUAGUAAGUGUUAUUGCCGUUUUACACUUUGUAUAUUGACUGCACAGUGUCGUACGUUACACCACCAUAGUGUCACCUAACCUUGUGUACACCCACACUAGCCACAAACACAUCAUGAACGGAUGAACAUAAUUUGUCAUUUGAACUUUCCAUCCCGCUAUCAUCACACACACACACACACACACACACACACACACACACGUCGCCAGGAUCAAUCAAUCCUCCAACUUACAUUAUGUAAUAAAAGCAAGCAUCUCCCACAUCCCAGCGGAUUUAUAAAAGACUUGAUAUCUACUUUAAGUAAAAAAAAAAUCAAACAACUAAUCAGUCAAAAAACCUGCCGAAACAAAACUCACUCAACACUGAUUACUCGACAUUUCAUGUAAAUCCACAAUGACAACGUGGAUAAGAUAAAUCUUGAUAAAAUCACACGGGAAGAUGGAA
Molecule: messenger RNA, 869 nt
Organism: Homarus americanus (American lobster)
Lineage: Eukaryota; Metazoa; Arthropoda; Malacostraca; Decapoda; Nephropidae
Product: transient receptor potential cation channel subfamily A member 1 homolog
Source: RefSeq, a predicted model, not a curated record